UGUAGGCUGUUGCCUGUUGCUUAUUCUGUUGACCAGCUUUAAAUAAUGUGAAUGUGAUAACUGUUGAUAUCAUGGAUUUGAAUAAAUUCAAUAUUUUCGUGGGUAGCGUAAGAGGAUUCAUUAUCUCUCCUUCAGAUAAACCGGAUUCUUUGAGAAGCGCAAAACCUGACAAAGCAGCAGAAGUGUCAGCCCUAGCUUUUGGUAGAGAUAGUGAUGAAAUAUUUGUAGGUUUCAACAAUGGUCUUGUUAAUUUGUUCAGUAGUUCAAACAACAAAUACAUAAAUAGCAUACCAGACUUGGAAGGUGAAGGUAGUAUAAUAGGACUAGACUGUAUUGACAAGUCUGCUUUGAUUGCAAAAAGUGAUGGCACAGUAAGUUUAUGGGAUGGCAAGAAAUGCAGCAAUUUCAAAAUUAGUGUGGAUGAUAGGGGAAAGAUAGAUGCCCUAACCCUCAAUAAAUCAAGAGAAAAUGUUCUAGGAGCAGGUGGAGAGUUCAAUGAUUUCAAAUUGUGGGAUAUUGAGACACAGCAAUGUAUUUUUAAGGCUAAAUCUUUAGGACAUGACAAACUAAAUCUUCCUAUUCCAACAUCCAUUAGAGGAAUAACAUUCUUUCCUGCUGAGCCCAGUCUGAGCUGCUGUUGCACUAAGGAGGGUCAUGUGCUGUUGUAUGAUGACAGAGCCCAAAGGAGGCCUACUAUCAAAUAUUUGGAGACCAAAGCAAGCUAUACUUGCAUUGCUCACUCAUACAGGGAUAGGCAGUGUCUGGUAGGCACGACUAGAGGCUACAUGCAGCUUUUGGACAUGCGAAUUGGAAAAUGUUCCAAGACGUUCACGACGUUCACGGGCAGCGUUUCGAGCAUCGUUUGCGAUCCGGCGGAGCCCUACGUGGCCACCGCCAGCUUAGAUCGCUUCCUGAGGAUACACAAUUUAGACACCAAGGAGUUGUUGCACAAGGUUUAUAUGAAACAAAGUUUGACUCGUCUGUUGAUGAUACCCGUUGUGAAGGAAGAACCCAAAGAAGAGGUACAGGACGACGAGAAGGUCGACGAAGAAUACGAAAAUAUUUUCGAGAAUAUGGAGGUCGUCACGGACGGUGAGAGGAAGAAGAAAAAAAAGAAAAAAGUAGUGGAAGAAUUUGUGACUGAGACGAAACAAGGGCGUAAGAAAAAAAAACAUGCUGAUACUGUAGUAGGAGACAAAAUUAAAAAGAAGCGACUUGUUGCAUAGACGUGUUUUUUAUUCCAAAAUCUAUUUGCAAUAUACUGAUUGAUGAAAAUAAUAAUGACCCUAUUAUUA
Messenger RNA from Phaedon cochleariae (mustard beetle), 1295 nucleotides. The record is from the annotation of a GenBank genome assembly. NCBI's taxonomy places the organism in Eukaryota, Metazoa, Arthropoda, Insecta, Coleoptera, Chrysomelidae.